GCGUAUUACUGACUGGCCUGCUGUGUAGAAUCCAGGCCACUGACAGUAGGUAACAGCCCAGCUGAGGUUAAUUGAAGUCUCAUCCCAGACUCUGCUUGUUCAUGGGAGUCACCAUGUUCUGGUUCUUGAUCCUGAAGAGCCUCCUUGCUGCCUAUAUCAUCUCUCAUUUAUCUGUCAGCUCUGUGGAGAGUUAUGCUUGUAUACAAAAAGCAUGCACUGAUAAAAAAUACGAUCCUAAUCCAAACACUUGUGAAUCCUCUAAAGGUUGUUUCUUCCAACGGCAGGAAUUUGAAGACCCAACACUUCACACAACUGAGCAGAGAGGCUGUUCUGCAGACACUUGUACUGAACUAGCAUUCUCCGCAACACUGGGGAGGUGUUUGGCAUUUAGAUAUGACCGUCGCUGCUGCUUCACUGAACAGUGUAACAAAGAGCCCAUUAAAGUGUCUCCAUUAUCUUCAGAACCCAAUGGUGUUGAAUGUCCUGCCUGCUACAGUGGACGUGGCUCCGUAUGUAAACCAGUUUCCCUGAAGUGCACAGGGGCGGAGACGAUGUGUGUUAAUGUUACUGGCAGAGGUAUGAUUAUUUCCUCCAAUAUACAAGCCAUGGGCUGUGCGACCAGGACUGCCUGCAACCUGAAGAACAUGAUCAUCAUGGACAAUAUUAAAAUCAAUACCUCCUGUGUCAACGGGAACCCUCCGCUCAGCUUUCAGUGA
This is a messenger RNA of Mastomys coucha (southern multimammate mouse), 716 nucleotides long. Its product is annotated as protein RoBo-1-like. Bases 102 to 716 code for a protein of 204 amino acids. The transcript has 7 exons. The record is from RefSeq and is a predicted model, not a curated record. Lineage: Eukaryota; Metazoa; Chordata; Mammalia; Rodentia; Muridae.